AUGAAUUCGUUGAAUAUCUUGUCGUCCCGGGUCAUCGGUCAGACCUCCAACCCCAAUCGCAACCGUCAACGAUCCCAUUCGCAAGGAGAUGCUUCGCUGUCAACAAACUCGCCGAGCGAUAUAGGACAGCUCAGGUCCUACAGCGUCGAUAAUGCCCAUGCGAGCAAGAAUUAUGAGAAGGCAUAUGAUGGCUCAUCCACAUUGAUUUAUGAUGGAGAUCACUCCGGGUAUAGCUUCGAUGAGAAGACGCCGUUGCUCCACGAAAUCGAAAAGGAUGGUCCGCUGGUUACUAGAAGCGCUUUUGGGUUGAUUGCACAGCGUGUCUUUGACGCGAUUGCGGAGACUAUCAAGUUUAUUCUAUCGACAUUGGCUGCCCCGGGGGUGUAUGUAGCCCAGUGCUUUCGAGACGAUGAUGGGCACUACACUCCUAUGGCCCCAGUGAGAAAACUGCGGCGUUCCAUGUCGAGAUCUUCCUCGGCGGAUAACAGGGUCAGAUCCGGCAAAGGCGUUAAUCAAGCCGAUAAAGGUCGACCAGCACGGAAACUGAAAAGUCACAUAUCGCGAGAUUCUAUCGCAUCCAGCACGUCCGAGUCAGAAGGGGAUCGUCGAAGCAUCAAGGGACCUCCAGGUAGUAAACCUCGAACUAGAGCGCGAACUCUCAGUCAGGAGCAAGAACCAGAAGAUAGUACCCCACGUCGUUCGAUUCGGAUCAAACUGCAUAAUGAAGAGGCCCUUAAACGGCAGAGACAACGCCGGACCCAAAGUUCGGAUCUUGGACAGCCGCCGCAUAGCAGUCUCGCCAGAGUUCAAGGGACCGUCAAUUUGGAUAGCAUCAAGUCACCUACCUCUCCGUCCGUUCAUAGGAUCACCAAGUAUCCGCAUUUUCCCACUCCACCUCGGCCACUAAUUCCCUCGCGUCUGCCUUCAUACACCGCAGCUCCUCGCAAUUCCAAGAUACCUCAAAAGACCCUUGUCCUGGAUCUCGACGAGACGCUCAUCCACUCGUUGGCAAAGGGUGGCCGCAUGUCUAGCGGCCAUAUGGUCGAAGUCAAACUUGCUACACCAAUGACUACUGCUCUCACUCCUGGCGCUCCACCCACUACGGUUGGACCGCAACACCCCAUCCUAUAUUAUGUCCACAAACGGCCUCACUGCGAUGAUUUUCUGCGCAAAAUAUGCAAGUGGUAUAAGCUGGUUAUCUUUACCGCAAGUGUGCAAGAAUACGCCGAUCCGGUUAUCGACUGGCUUGAGCAGGAGCGGAAAUUCUUCCAGGCACGGUAUUAUCGCCAACAUUGCACUUUUCGCAAUGGGGCAUAUAUCAAAGAUCUAAGCUCCGUUGAGCCUGAUUUGAGCAAAGUGAUGAUCCUGGACAAUAGCCCGAUGAGUUAUAUUUUUCACGAAGAUAAUGCAAUUCCCAUUGAAGGCUGGAUCAACGACCCUACAGAUAAUGACCUGCUUCAUCUCAUCCCCAUGUUGGAGGCUUUGCAGUAUGUGACUGAUGUCCGAGCACUUCUAGCAUUGCGUAGAGGCGAAGCAGAGGCUUAA
Messenger RNA from Aspergillus wentii DTO 134E9, 1545 nucleotides. RefSeq names its product Nem1-Spo7 phosphatase catalytic subunit NEM1 (gene nemA). NCBI's taxonomy places the organism in Eukaryota, Fungi, Ascomycota, Eurotiomycetes, Eurotiales, Aspergillaceae. The record is from RefSeq and is a predicted model, not a curated record. The coding region runs from base 1 to 1545 and encodes 514 amino acids. The transcript is spliced from 2 exons. Gene Ontology annotation, molecular function: protein serine/threonine phosphatase activity.